AUGUCAGAGAGUGAAUUCAGCUCAAAUGGAUCGGAGAAAGAUGAAGGUAAUGAUGAUUUUUCAUACCCAGAUCCAGAGUUAAAGAAAAAAGUCAAAAAAACUAAUACUGUUAUGCAUCCAAAAGAUAUUCUCAAGAGAACUGCUGAUAUUGCUGUUGGGGAAGGAAUAAGUUAUAGGCAGCAUGCUUCCAUGAUUAAUAGUAUAAUCGCUAAAUCGGGUGGAAAUGUAGCUGAAUUUAAAUCUUCAACCUCUACAGCAUUACGCGCUGCAGAUAAGGCCAUUCAUGAUGAAUCAAAUAGGAUCAAGGAUGAUUUAAGAAGUUUAAGAAAAAUCGAUAAGAACAUUUUAGUUCAACUCCAUUUUGAUGGAAAAGUAUGUCAUGAAUAUGCUGAUGGAAAAAAAUUGGAACAAGAUCGAUUAGCAAUAUUAAUAAACGCUAACAAGGAAACGCACCUGUUGGGAAUUCCACCCAUUUCUUCUGGAACUGGCGAAAAUCAAAAAAAUGCAAUCAGAGAUAUCUUAAAUUGCUUUAACCUUACAGACAAUAUACAAGCUGUAACAUUUGAUACUAGCAGAAUCAACGCUGGAAAAAAAAAUGGAGCUGUAUCUUUACUGGUAAAUGAAGUCUUUCAACGACCAGUUCUAUCUAUUGCAUGCCGACAUCAUGUCAAUGAGCUACACAUAACACAUUUCUGGAAAAAUUAUCAAAGUAGCAUUACUUCUGGACCAGAUAAUCUGCUGUUUAAAACUUUAAAAUCAGCAUGGAAUGAUCUUGAUGCAGACAACCAGGUUUUGAGAAGAUUGACUAUUCCAGAGGAAACAUGGCUUGGUCAUCAAAAGCAUGAAAGCAUAACGUUCUGCAGAAAUAUUAUCACCAGUGGGUCUCUAAAAAAGGAUGGGGCUACAAGGAAGGACUACAUUAAGCUGGCAGAGCUUACACUUAUGGUGCUUUCUGAGGACAGGUACAAAUUUCGUACUCCCGGAGCAGUCCACCAUGCCCGCUUUAUGGCAAAAGGUAUCUACUACCUAAAACUCCAACUUAUGAUGGAUGCUAUACCUAGUCUGGAAAAAUGGCUGAAGCAUGAAAUUACUGAAGUGGCAACUUUUGACUCUGUUUUCUAUACUACCUGGUUUCUCAAAGUUGAACUAUCCGCUGCUGCUCCGAAUCAGGAUAUGAGAGCGCUUUGGCAAAUGAAUAGGUUUAAGGAGUACAAUUUGAUUGGGGCAGAAUCAGUCAUUAAAUCUAUCAAACGCCACACAUGGUUUCUGGACCCUUACCUUAUUGUACUAGCUCUAGCUGAUGAAAAAUGUAAAGAAAGAGGUGAUAUUGCUCAAAAACUAUACAGCUAUGAAUUUCAUAGUAUGGAUGAAUAUCCGUUAGCCCGAAUAAGUGCUAACAUAGAGGUCCUCAAUUCUUUAGACUUCAGUGGACCGAAGCCUCCCAGCUUAGUUCAUUUGGUCACAUAAAAUUCGUGGCUAUUGUUCCUUAUG
Messenger RNA from Hydra vulgaris (swiftwater hydra), 1491 nucleotides. RefSeq lists its product as uncharacterized. NCBI's taxonomy places the organism in Eukaryota, Metazoa, Cnidaria, Hydrozoa, Anthoathecata, Hydridae. The record is from RefSeq and is a predicted model, not a curated record.